AUGGCGCCCAACGUCCUGGAUUCGUCGAGCGACGACGACGAGACGCCGCUCGCGGCGAGAGCGCCCGCGGCGAGCGCGGAUGCGGCGCGAGCGCGGGAGAAUUCGGAUGGGAAUGCGACCAUCGGAGACGCGAGCGGCGACGCGCGCGGGACGAGCGCGGGACGAGCGAUCGCGACGAACGGGGCGUCGAGCUCGGACGAUGAUGACGUGCCGCUGGCGCAGCGGGCGGUCGGCGCGGCGAACGGGGCGAACGGGGCGACGGGGGCGAGCGUCGGCGCGCCGGGGAGACCGACGGCGCCGUCUCGGGCGCCGGCGACGAACUUUUUCGCGAAGACGGAGGGCGCGACGGUGGCGAGACCGCCGAUCGUGACGCCGAAACCGCCGAUUGGUGGAGGGUUUAAGAUGUCGAAGCGACCGGUGGCGAUGCCGGCGAAGCAGAGCUCGAGGUUGGACAGCUCGAGCGACGAGGCGCCGAUCGCGGCGGGCCGACCGGAUCAGGGUUUGGACGAACGCCGACGACGAGAGGAGGAGGCGCGGGCGCGGGAGAGAGAGCGCAAGUAUCGGGAAGAAAAGUUGAAGAAACGCUUGGAAAAAGCCGCGCGGGCCGACAGGUUGAGCGACGAUGAGCGACGUCGAAUGCUGAAGAAACAGAAGCGAAUGCGCGAGGAGAAGGAGCGCGCGCGAAGCGAGGCGCCGAAGCGCCCGAAGACGAACCGAAGCGAGACUGGGGCGAAGAAGGGCGCGGUGAUCAUGUGGAAGACGCUCGAACACAAAGGC
Molecule: messenger RNA, 777 nt
Organism: Ostreococcus lucimarinus CCE9901
Lineage: Eukaryota; Viridiplantae; Chlorophyta; Mamiellophyceae; Mamiellales; Bathycoccaceae
Exons: 1
Source: RefSeq, a predicted model, not a curated record